Messenger RNA from Triticum turgidum subsp. durum (durum wheat), 1239 nucleotides. The record is from the annotation of a GenBank genome assembly. NCBI's taxonomy places the organism in Eukaryota, Viridiplantae, Streptophyta, Magnoliopsida, Poales, Poaceae.
AUGGCCUGGCAGCAAUCACCCUCGCCGGCGGCGGCGAACUCAUCGCCACCACCCGCUCCCACCACCGUAAUCUCUCUCGACGAAGAUCUCCUCCGCGAGAUCUUCCUCCGCCUCCCCUCCCUCCCGAGCCUCGUCCGUGCCGCCCUCAGCUGCCGCACCUUCCUCGGCGCCGUCCGCUCGUCCCCCGCCUUCCGCCGCAGCUUCCGGGAGGCCCACCUGCCCCCUCUCCUCGGCCUCUUCUUCGACCCCGAAGUGCCCUCCAUCCCCGCCUUCGCGCCCCUCCGCCGCCGCGCCGACCCUGACCUCGCGGCCGCCGUCCGCGGCGCCGAUUUCUUCCUCACCCGCCUCCCCGCCGACGACGACACCUUCCCGGGGUGGGCCAUAGAGGGCUGCUGCGACGGCAACGUCCUCCUCCAGAACUGCAGCCUGGAGCAGUUCGCCGUCUACAACCCCCUCGCGCGGGCCCUGGAUCUCAUCCCCGUGCCGCCCGACAAGAUCUUCGACGGCGCCCGCGGCGACGCCAAGUACCUCGGAUGCUACAUCCUCUCCUCCGAAGAGGGCGGCGAGCCGCUGCGCCUGGUCUACACCUGCCAUGACAAGUCGCGGGCGCGUGCCGCCGUCUUCUCGUCGGAGAGCAGGGAGUGGCAGAUCUUCCCGUGGUCGGAGGCUGUGACGCCACUGCCUGAAGACCAGCACUGGCUUAAAGUUGGCACGUUGGUGAAUGGGUUCGUCUACUGGAUACACACAAAUGAAGCCUACAUCCUUGUGCUGAACACAGCGACACUACAUUUCUCCCAGAUGGAUUUGCCGCCGACCUUGGUGGCGCGAGAUCUCAUAUUCAGGGUUGGCGAGACCAAGGAUGGGAAGCCUUGCAUUGUCUGCCCAAUUGAUUUCGAGCUUUUUGUUUGGGUCCGGGGAGCCGAGGAUGACGGCAUCGAGAGAUGGAUAUUUGACCAGAGGUUUCCGUUGGAGACGAUUGUCGAGGUCACCGAGAGUACACUUGUGGAACAUGGUGACCUGAAGGUUGUGGCCACUAUUGGUGGAUUUGUGUACUUCUCUACCAUGGAAACUUUCCUUGAUGGUCAUAAUCCUAGUUGGUUCAUGUCUCUAUGCAUGGAGACAGGGGAGCUGGCCACGCUCUUUCAGAGGAGAUUUGACGGCCAUCCCCAUCCCUACAUCAUGGCAUGGCCUCCUUGCUUGAUAGACAACCAGGUGCACCCUCAACUUGAAGGUGCUUGA